CUACAACAGAAUGACCCGUGCACUGUCUUACUGUCUUCGUCCUCUAACUGGACGAUCUAUCAUUGCUACUAGGAAUUGGUCUGUAGCUUCUCAGACGAUCAUUUGUCGUGGACUGAAAACCUCCAAUCGGGUAGAUCUUGCUCAAUCUGUUGACCAUUCACCACUGGAUACGCUCAAGAGCUCAUCUACCAACAACGAUAGCAAAUGGAUCAGAAAUGACUGGACAAAACAAGAGAUUCAAGCCAUCUAUGACACUCCACUGAUUGAGCUGCUCUAUCAAGCAGCAACAGUCCACAGACAACACUUUAACCCUCGAGAAGUCCAGCAAUGCACUCUGUUGAGUAUCAAGACGGGUGGAUGCACCGAGGACUGUGCUUACUGUCCGCAAUCAUCCAAGCACAAGACCACCGUCAAAGCAUCCAAAUUGCUCCCACACGAUGAAGUGCUCGAGGCGGCUCGCAAGGCCAAAGAUGCUGGAAGCACUCGUUUCUGUAUGGGGGCUGCAUGGAGAGAUGUUCAAGGACGCAAAACCAACUUUUCUCAGAUUACUGAAUAUGUCCGUCAAAUUCGGGGAAUGGGAAUGGAAGUUUGUUGCAGUCUUGGUAUGCUAAAUAAGGAGCAGGCUAUUGCUCUUAAAGAAGCUGGUCUGACCGCAUACAACCACAAUCUUGAUACCAGUCGUGAAUUUUAUCCCAAUAUUAUUACUACACGCUCUUACGAUGAACGUUUAAACACAAUCUCCAAUGUCCGUGAUGCUGGUAUAUCUGUAUGCUCUGGCGGUAUUAUUGGAUUGGGUGAGGUAGUCAAUGAUCGUGUUGGCAUGCUGCACACUCUCUCGACUCUUCCUAAACACCCCGAAAGUGUGCCCAUCAACGCUUUACUUGCUGUUCCAGGAACUCCCCUCGAGAAUCAAAAGCCCGUGUCUGUUUGGGAAAUGGUGCGUAUGAUUUCUACUGCACGUAUUAUCAUGCCCAAAGCCAUGGUUCGUUUAUCUGCUGGACGUGUCAACUUUUCUCAGUCUGAACAGGCAUUGUGCUUCAUUGCAGGAGCCAACUCGAUCUUUACAGGAGAUAAGCUAUUGACCACACCCAACAACAAAGCAUCGCAAGACAAGGAAAUGAUUGAAGCAUUGGGUAUAUUACCCAAACCUGCCACUAUUCAAGGACCAGCUGAAGAUGCGUUUCUUCCAGAGAUGAAUGCCACGCAAGAAUCCACCAAACCUACUGGAGAUCUUGUUCUUGAGAAUUAAUCUGACAGAAUGCUUGAGAUU
Molecule: messenger RNA, 1270 nt
Organism: Batrachochytrium dendrobatidis JAM81
Lineage: Eukaryota; Fungi; Chytridiomycota; Chytridiomycetes; Rhizophydiales
Product: biotin synthase
Exons: 8
Coding region: 11-1249 (412 amino acids)
Biological process (GO): biotin biosynthetic process
Cellular component (GO): mitochondrion
Molecular function (GO): biotin synthase activity; 2 iron, 2 sulfur cluster binding
Source: RefSeq, a predicted model, not a curated record